CGCGUGGGCGGGGCUUCCCAGCCCUUAAGGCACGGCGACACUCACCGGCCCAGGAGUCACUCGGCUUGCGCCAGGCGCCUCUCUUCUCUUGUGCCUUCUUCCUCCUUCGGCCGGCACCUGUGCCUUCUCUCUCCCCGAUCUCUCUCUCUGAUCUCUCUCUCUCUUGCCAUACUCCCUCGCCCAUCCUCCCAUGGAGAAGGGGAAGGACAAGCUCGCCGGCUUCCUGCCGCCCUUCAAGAACUUCGCCACGCAGGCCAUCCACGCGGGGCAGGAGCCCGAGCAAUGGAAGUCCCUGGCCGUGGUGCCCCCCAUCUCGCUCUCCACCACCUUCAAGCAGCACGCGCCCGGCCAGCACAGCGGCUUUGAAUAUAGUCGUUGUGGAAAUCCAACUCGUGAUUGCUUAGAAAAAGCUGUGGCAGCACUGGAUGGAGCCAAAUAUUGUUUAGCAUACGCUUCUGGAUUAGCAGCUACCCUGAACAUUGCACAUCUACUAAAGGCAGGAGAUACUAUUGUUUGUACAGACGAUGUCUAUGGAGGUACCAAUAGAUAUUUCAGUAAAAUGGCAUCAGACAUGGGCCUGAAAACUGUUUUUGUCGACUGUACCAAACUGGAAAGCCUUGAUGCUGCAAUCACACCUCAGACCAAGCUUGUCUGGAUUGAAACUCCCACAAAUCCAAUGUUGAAAGUUAUUGAUAUUCAAGCGUGUGCCAAGGUUGUCCAUAAACACAAAGGAGUUAUUUUAGCCGUAGAUAAUACCUUUAUGUCUGCAUAUUUCCAGCGACCUUUAGCUUUAGGAGCAGACAUCUGUAUGUACUCGGCAACUAAAUACAUGAAUGGUCACAGUGAUGUUGUAAUGGGAUUAGUCUCAGUAAACGAUGAUGGUAUCCAUGAAAGACUCAGACUCUUGCAAUAUGCCCUUGGAGCGGUUCCAUCUCCUUUUGACUGCUACCUUUGCAACCGGGGUUUAAAGACGUUGCCGAUCCGCAUGAAACAACAUUUCCAGAAUGCAUUGGCUGUUGCCCAGUUCCUUGAGUCAGAUCCUAGAGUUGAAAAAGUCAUAUUCCCUGGCUUGCCGUCACACCCGCAGUUUGAGGUGGUGAAACGCCAGUGCACAGGCUGCCCAGGGAUGAUUUCGUUUUACAUUAAAGGAAAUCUUGUGAACGCCUCCACAUUUCUCAAAAACUUAAAGCUUUUUGCCUUGGCUGAAAGUCUGGGAGGCUAUGAAAGUUUAGCAGAGCAUCCUGCCAUCAUGACUCACGCUUCAGUUCCUAAGGCAGACAGGGAAAGCCUUGGAAUCACUGACACGUUAAUUCGCAUGUCUAUUGGUUUAGAAGACUCGGAAGACUUACUGGAAGAUCUGGCCCAAGCUCUGAAGGCAGCAGUUCCUGAUUUCAAAAUCCGUAACUAAGAGAUUAGGGCUCAGAUGGCAACGGGAUACCAGCACACCUGUAACAUGAAGGAAACAAAUGGGAUGUUCAGCUACUCAUGAAAUUUCACUGGAUUUAAUUUCUUUAAAAUGCAAACUUAGAUUUUAACAUUCUCUAAGCAAGCCAAGGGUGCUUGCCCAUUGAAAGAGGGAAUGCCUUCAGAGGUGUCAUCUCUAUCAUUUCUUGAUUAGCAAAUUUAAAAGCUAAAAUCAACCCUUCUUUUCGUACAGCAGCAGCUUUUGGAUGGCUGUGAUUUAUGCUCAGGAAUGUUAUGUCCCAUUGGCACUUAAUGAUAUUUAAAUGUAUCAUAUGCUGAUGUAACAUAGUGGCUGAAUUACAACAUUAGGCAGUCCUCGGUUCGAGUCUUGCCUAUGUUAUGAACCUCACCAGGUGGCCUCAGGUAAACUACUCUUCUCAGCUUUAGUUCCUCCAUCUGCAGUAUGGAAGACAAUAAUGAACUACAACUAAAUUCUAUGCCUGGAAUACUUUGAAAUCUUAGAAGGUGCAGUGGUAUGUACAUUUAGAAGACUACUACAGUUAUGCCAGUACUCUUUUCCUUCUACCUUUUUGUGCUGCUGAAGUAAAACAAAAGAGUUCAUAUCUGAUUCAGAAAAGGACAAGUUCAAAUGCAAAAUGUAGCCUCUGAUUGGCCUCUUAGGCCAGAUGUUAUUUCUCUUUUCAAUAUAACACUGAAAAUGGGGGGGGGGGGGAGUCUGUUGCAUGGCACCAUGUCAGUUGUUGUUGUUUUUAAAGAUACUGUAUCUGUUUGGAACAUAAAUUUUCUCCUGUUUAGAUUUCUGGUCUUUGCAUAGGCCGUUUGUGCUUUUGAAUUUUAAAAUCUUUGCUCCAGCAUCUGUGACUGACAUAUGAGAACUGUUUCCAUAAGCAACGCAUUUUUUCUAUAAUGUGUACUUCUCAUAAAUUAUAUAAAGUUGAUUGGUUUUCAUUUUUUGCUGGAGUUUCUUUGAAACAGCAAAUGAGCAACCAGUGAAAGCUGAAGAUAAAAUUGACUGAAUAUUUUAUUACUUGAGCAGUAAAAAAUACAACCCACCCCUAUGAAAGAAAGGUUGACACAAUUCACUUCUGAGUCUAGAAUGGUGCUCUGGAAGAAUGAAGGAUAGACUGAACAGCUCCUGACACUGAAGGGAAAAGCUAGUGUUGAAGUAAUGGUGCCAUACACACACUGGAGCAUCCCACAGUUAAAUACCACUGGGUUGUAGCUAAUAUUACUAUUUCAAGUAUAUUGUAAUUUAAAAUGUUUCACUGUCAUAAUGCACAAAUGCAUAUGCUUGAUCAUACUGUCAACAGAAUCACAGAAUAUGUUCUCUAAUAAAGACCACAAUAAGGUUUGGA
Anolis sagrei ordinatus is the source of this 2780-nucleotide messenger RNA. RefSeq names its product cystathionine gamma-lyase (gene CTH). Lineage: Eukaryota; Metazoa; Chordata; Lepidosauria; Squamata; Anolidae. Gene Ontology annotation, cellular component: cytoplasm. The record is from RefSeq and is a predicted model, not a curated record. Gene Ontology annotation, biological process: transsulfuration. Gene Ontology annotation, molecular function: pyridoxal phosphate binding; carbon-sulfur lyase activity.